Molecule: messenger RNA, 629 nt
Organism: Rhipicephalus sanguineus (brown dog tick)
Lineage: Eukaryota; Metazoa; Arthropoda; Arachnida; Ixodida; Ixodidae
Product: protein obstructor-E
Exons: 4
Coding region: 75-578 (167 amino acids)
Cellular component (GO): extracellular region
Molecular function (GO): chitin binding
Source: RefSeq, a predicted model, not a curated record
CCAGCCAUCCGGUUUUGGGGAAGGAGACGGUCGCCGAAGAUUGCUCACACAUCGUUCUCGGCAACUAGAGCGACAUGAGGUGUACCGGUGCCAUCUGCUCCUUAGUUUUACUGCUGACAUGCGCCGGUGCGGAGUUCCAAUGCCCGAGCAACAACGGCUAUUUCCCGGAUCCGGAGCAGUGCGACAUGUACUACGAGUGCCGCCGGGGAGUGGCUACGCCAAAGCUAUGCGCGGACGGCAUGGCCUUUCAUGACGGCAACCCUCUGUACGCACGAUGCGACUUCCUUGGAUCCGUGGACUGCUCACGGAGACCAUACCUGCAGAAUGCCAAGUCUACACACAAGUGUCCCCGCGCCAAUGGCUUCUUCCCGCAUGAGGAUUACCCGCGUGUUUGCCAAGAGUUCUACAGCUGCAACAACGGUGUGGCAUCCAAGCUCUCCUGCCAGAAGGGACUUGCGUUCAGCAUAAAGCAUGAAGGCUGUGAGUGGGCUGCCAGGGUUCCUGGCUGUGAGCAUGAGGCUGCAGAGGUAGCGCAAAAGCCAUCCGAGGACCAGGCCCAUUCAGAAGAAGAAACGUGAAAAGGCUCGGCGGAUGAACCUGUUUCGAGUGUUACUUUUUGUGCUUGUAGU